Messenger RNA from Nezara viridula (southern green stink bug), 419 nucleotides. Lineage: Eukaryota; Metazoa; Arthropoda; Insecta; Hemiptera; Pentatomidae. The record is from the annotation of a GenBank genome assembly.
UUUUUGUCUGUUCAAAAUGAAGGUUCAUUGGAUUUGAUGAAGAACAGAAAAAAAAGAAAGAAAAGGCGUGAGCAGCAGAGCUCGGUCAUUAAGGUGCAGCAGAGAUAGAGGUUCGUGUGGUUAGCUCGAGGUGAUUGUUCGCUGUUGACUAAUUCGACCAUUGUUCUCUUCCAGUGGCUCACCGCAACUCUCUGGAGAAAAUGGCGAGAAAUAAUUAGAGAACUAGCGGGGCCAUUGUGAAACGGUUCCUCUCUCAGGCAACAUACGGCUGAUACAGUUCCUUAUUGUGAAACGGUUCCUCUCUCAGGCAACAUACGGCUGAUACAGUUCCUUAUUGGAGUUACUGAGAAUAUCGAUAUUAUUGUCGAAUAUACUCUUACAGGAUGUAAAAACUAUGUAGAGAUAAAUACUGAAAGGCU